AGUAUAAAACCUAUCCAUGAUGUAACAUCUCACACUGUGCAGGCUCUGAGGGCGCAACAACCAUGAAGGCUUUUCUCGUCGCGCUACUGGCUGUGGUCCUGUGUGUUGAGGAAGCUUCGUCACUUUUUUGCUAUACAUGUGAAAAUGAACACUCCAACUGGAACUGUCUUAAAACAUACAAGUGUGAAGAUCAUGAGAAGUACUGUACGACAACAUACAGCUCUGCUGGAUUUGGCAAGGACACAGGAUAUCGCAUCACCAAGAAAUGUUCUGCAGACUGUCCUGAGACAAACCUGAACUUCGGUGUGGCGGCCAUCUCCACCAAAUGCUGUGGUACUUCCCUCUGCAAUUUCAGUGGUGCCAACAGUGUGAAAAUCAGCUAUGCCGUGAUGGCCCUGGGAAUUGUGGCUAGUUUCAUCUGUGUCAUCAGGGCAGGAUUGUGAUGAGGAUGGGGUGGGGGAAGAGGACUUCAUAUCUUGAGAACCUAAGUGGUCUUCCCCAUUUGAAAAAUUAAUGUCUUCUGUGUUAACUAUUUCCAUCGCAGUUAAGCUACCCUUUAACCAAGACAUUGUUUCAGAUCCAAUCCACAAAAAGGCAUAGCAGUGUGGCUUCUUCUGGUUUUUCUUCUCCUAUACCAUUUAUUGUUUUUGUAUUAAUUUGUUCUUGGAAAAGCUAUUUUGAUAGCAUGUGUGUGACAGUAGUCAGACAAAAUAAAGAUUUAUGUUAUUCUAGUGUAUGUUUUUUAUAUCCACACUAAGCCUACCCUGGGAAAACAGCCCUGCCAGAAAGGGCUGAAGUUUGAGUCUCUACUUCACAAUUAAAUUUCUCUUUACUAACA
Rhea pennata is the source of this 838-nucleotide messenger RNA. Its product is annotated as lymphocyte antigen 6E-like. The coding region runs from base 63 to 443 and encodes 126 amino acids. The record is from RefSeq and is a predicted model, not a curated record. Gene Ontology annotation, molecular function: acetylcholine receptor inhibitor activity. The transcript has 3 exons. Gene Ontology annotation, cellular component: plasma membrane. Lineage: Eukaryota; Metazoa; Chordata; Aves; Rheiformes; Rheidae.